Messenger RNA from Caretta caretta (loggerhead turtle), 748 nucleotides. NCBI's taxonomy places the organism in Eukaryota, Metazoa, Chordata, Testudines, Cheloniidae. The record is from RefSeq and is a predicted model, not a curated record.
AUGGGAAUUACACCAGAAUUAGUGGCAGAAUUGAAUGAUCAAGUCACCCACCUAACACAAGACAUUGAAGAUGCCUUUGAGGUGGACAGGAAGGGCAGCGCCAUUCUUGUCGAUGUGUCAGCUGCAUGUGAUGCUGUCUGGUACGUGGGGCCAACCAGGAAGGUGUUGCCGGCCAGUCUCUGUAAACCCGUGCGACAGUGGAUCACGGAAAUAGUAACAAACUGGUGUCUCAUCUUGGAGACAAAGUCAGCCAGCGUAGGCACUUCUGUAACAGACUCCCGCAAGGAUCUGUUCCAGCUCCUCUCCUUUUCAACGUAUAAGCUGACGACCUACAGCACCGAGCCGAACAACCUGAAGGCCAGAAACUCCUUCCUCUACAACGGGCUGAUCCAUCGCAAGACGGUGGGCGUGGAGCCCGCGGCGGACGGGAAGAGGAUCAUGGUGGUGCUGAAGAAACGGGCAGGCCAGCGCAGCCCAGCCACAUCCUAUGAGAAGACGACCGUUAACAAGAACGCCCGGGCUACGCUCAGCAGCCUGCGCCACGUCAUCCGCAAGAACAACUACCGCAGGGAUCUGCGCAAGGCCGCUCUGCGCCACGCCAUCCUGCGGAGCCAGAAGCCAGUGGUGGUGAAGAAGAAGAGAACCCGGGCUACCAAGACGGCGUGAAUGGCUAGCAUGUCCCAAUAAAGGGUUCAAACCAGAAAAACAAAACAAAAAAACCAGCUCAGUACAUGUAUGCAGAUGUGGG